Messenger RNA from Jatropha curcas, 481 nucleotides. NCBI's taxonomy places the organism in Eukaryota, Viridiplantae, Streptophyta, Magnoliopsida, Malpighiales, Euphorbiaceae. The record is from RefSeq and is a predicted model, not a curated record.
GGCCCAAAGAAACUAUACAGGAUCGUGCAAGAGAGAUUAAAGAAUCCACCCACUUCUCUUUCCUUAAAAAACUGUAAGAAACCUGAAGAUGUUAAAUUAUUGGAAGAUAUGCAGAUAAAAGAAGAAGAAACAGAAGGCAUGGUGAAGUUGAAGAAGCAAAAUGAUACUUCAGCUAAAUUUGUAAGGGGAAAAGAGGGUCUGAAGAAGGAACCAAAUGAAGGCAACAGGAGCUCGGAUGUUUUGGAACCUGAAAAGAAUAGAAUUUUUAUUCGAUCUCGGCUGUAAAAUAGGGCUAAUUGUAAUAAUCAUAACGCCUGAAUCUGCAAAAGAUUAAAAUAACUGUAUUGUAUUUCUCAGGAUUUUCUUAGACAAAUUCGCAUAUUAGUGUCCAUAUUAUAUGAACUUUGUAGCUUUUACUGUGUUUUGUCUGUCAGAUUUUCCAGUGAAAUGAGUUAUCUUUUGAUCAUUUUGUAUAUGAAAA